Molecule: messenger RNA, 1380 nt
Organism: Cylas formicarius (sweet potato weevil)
Lineage: Eukaryota; Metazoa; Arthropoda; Insecta; Coleoptera; Brentidae
Product: odorant receptor 67b-like
Exons: 7
Coding region: 42-1193 (383 amino acids)
Biological process (GO): sensory perception of smell; detection of chemical stimulus involved in sensory perception of smell
Cellular component (GO): plasma membrane
Molecular function (GO): odorant binding; olfactory receptor activity
Source: RefSeq, a predicted model, not a curated record
UGGCCACUGAAAAGGAGCUUUUUAAAUCAGUCAAAUUUCUCAUGAUCGCCGGUGGUAUUUGGAGAUUACAAACUGCCACGUCCUCGUCAGUUUCAUCUUGGGUCUAUACCAUUUAUUCAUACUCUAUUCAAGUAUUUUACAGUACCUUGGUAGUCUCGUUGGUAGUGGAAUUCGUCGUUCGCUAUCGCGCCAAUAAUAUGGAGGGAGCAAUUGAAAAUUUGUCGAAGACCAUAUUCGGGAUCCUUCUCAUGCUCAAGCUGCUUCUCUGUCAAUCUAACAAGUUAGUAAAUCUAACGAGAUCGGCAAUUAAAGAGGAAGAAGAGGUUUUUAAAAAAGACGACAAAGCAAUACAAACGAUAUAUAAGUCCCAUGUACGAUAUUCCUCCAAGAUAACUUACACCGUAGCGGUAUACUCGUUUUUGUUGGGAGGAUAUCUGAUAGAAAUAGGGAUUACCAAUAGCUACCUAUUUUACAAAGCGCACAAAGGAUUCAACGUAAGUCUCGAAAAACCACUUCCGAUGCCCCUCUGGUAUCCAUUCGACAGGAACAAAUACCAUGUUUGGGCUCUGGUGCAUCAGAUUGUCGAAGUUUUUCUCACCGCUUUAUACAGCGGAUCAGUGCAGGCAUUUACAAAUGCCGCCAUUAUAUUCGUACGAUCCCAGUUGAAAAUUCUACAAUAUCUCCUGGCCAAUUUUGAUGCAUACUCAGUGACGGAUGAAUUUCUGGAAGUAGAUGACGUUGGUUUACAUACGUUGAAAGUUUUCCUUAGAAGUCACCACAAGCUGAUUAUCUGGAUGGAAGAUUUGGACAAUUCAUUUAAAGAGUUGCUGCUAAUCGAAUAUAUCGUGUCUUCCUUAUUGCUUGCUGCGGUAAUCAUGCAAAUAUUCGCGGGAAAGGACGCGGUAUUUCAUACUAUCUACUUAAUGCUGAUAUUUCUUCAGCUUGUGGUUUUAGCUUGGAACGCUGACGAAGUUAAAGAACAGAGUGCCAAUUUGGCAAACGCCCUCUAUAACAGCAGUUGGUACAAACACAGUCAACAGGUAAAAGUUUUCAUUUUAGUUAUGAUGAUGAGAUGUCAGAAGCCACUAACACUGUCUAUCGGUCCUUUUGGUGCUAUGACUGCAGAUGCUGCAUUGUCGCGAGCAAAAUUAGCCUAUUCGUAUGUCUCGUUGAUGUCUGGGAACAGUCGAUAGUUCGAUAAAAAGCAAAUGUAAACGUUGUCCUGGUUUUAGAAUAAAAUAAAACUACUAGCAAAAUUAAACGUGAUUUUUUGUUUUUGAUUAUAAUCUAACGUUCCCUUGAUAAAGAAAAUGUUUAAGAUAAUCACGGCAAUUUAACCUGUUGUUUUAUUUCCUUUAUAUAUUAUUAAGUCGCUCCAAA